Echinostoma caproni is the source of this 228-nucleotide messenger RNA. The record is from the annotation of a GenBank genome assembly. Lineage: Eukaryota; Metazoa; Platyhelminthes; Trematoda; Plagiorchiida; Echinostomatidae.
AUGUGGACUGCAUUUACAGCGGCAGAAGGCGUUGCAUUCGGCGUGGCUGUUUCGAUGUCGGAAUGGUCUAAUAAAGAUGCCGAUUCAUUUGUUGAGGACCCGGGUAUUCGAGCAUUAGAGCUUGGUUACACAUUUGGGGUGGAAGGUUGUAUCCUUACGAUCAGUCGCCUGGCGCUGCCUGAUGAGGGCGGUGGCACUGAAGCUAUACUCUUCCAGCUAUUCGCGUAA